GAACAAACAGCCCAGAGUAGAAAACUGAGAAAAAUCCAAAAUAUGUGACAAUGAAUAUUGCAAGCCACUCAUUCGGAGCAGAUGUGCACGUUUUCACCACGUAUUUUUUAUGCAUUUGCCCGUUGAAAGUGAGACCCGUUGCAAAUUAAGUUUUUUAAGAAGAAAACAUACAUGCACUUAAAUGUAUACUGAGGAUAAGGAACUCCAGCACCUGCCUGCGUGAAAGUCAAUUGAAGUCGCUGGAUAUUUGAAGAGUCAAAGACACAAGACUGGACGUUGCGAUAUGAAAUAUGAAUCACAGAAAAUAUUUCCAUUUACUGGAAUAGUGGAUUUGAGAAAGUGGUCCAGAACACUGCACUGUAGUGUUAUUCGUCUUUUACUGACACUUACUGUAGAACAACUUCUGUGAUUAAACAAAACAGCGAUAACCCAUCACUAACGGAAUAAUUUAAAGCAAAAGAGACUGGUCUACAAUAUUAAACCUGGCACGAAAAAUGUUCCCAGUGGACAUUAACGCAUUUAUAUUCGCUGCUAUUUCUAUCUGCCUGGUCGGGCUGACCGACAGUGUCAGGAUCUCUCCACCAAAGCUGACCCCUUCAGAUGAACAGCAUGUGAUUGAGGCUGGAGGCACUCUAACAAUAACUUGCAGGGGACUGGCUCCGCUCAUGUGGGCGUGGCCCCCACUUCUAGACUCAGACAGUGGGAGGCUGAGGAUCGAUGAGUGCGACUGUCUGCCUGGGAGGGAGACCCACUGCAGUGCGCUGACCAUCAGCAGCGCUCAGUACAGAGACACAGGCUAUUACUCCUGCAACUACACACAUUCCACAGACAGCAUGGUCAGCAGAACGUAUGUGUUUGUGAAAGAUGAUGAAAAUCCAUUUGUGGAACCUCACAUACAUUUUCCUGAAUCCCUGCUCAUAGAGACUGGCAACACAGAGCUGGUGGUGCCUUGUAGAGUCACAUCCCCAGACCUCAAAGUCACCUUGACAACGAUUCCUUCUUGGAACUUUGAAAGCCUAGAUGCUCAAUGGGACCCCAAGAUUGGCUUUACCAUGUCACCUUAUGUUCAUAAUAUACUGAAAUGUAUAACCAAUGUGAAAGGAAAGGAGACACACACCCUUUAUAUGCCAGUGAAAAUAGCUCCGGACAUCCUUAACUUAAAGAUGGAGCCGACGCGAGUGAAGCUUCUGGCUGGAGACACACUUUCGAUCAAUUGCUCUGCACAGACCCAUUACAAUGGAAGAGUAAAAUUACAGUGGGACUACCCCCGGAAAUUGUUAAACGGUUCAGUCACACUGACAAAGAGCAUGGACAGGUCAACCCAGGUCUACACAACCUACAGCAAGCUGGUCCUGCACAAUGCCACCAUGGCAGACAGAGGCACUUACACAUGCAUCGGAAUCAACAAAUACAAAAUGGAUGUAUCCACCAAGGUCAAUGUCUAUGAACAUCCUUUCAUUAACGCUACUCAUAAAACCAGACCUGUUAUUGAAGUCCAUGAGGGGCGGAAGAAGCUGAGAAUCGUGGCGAGGGUCAAUGCAUUACCAGCCCCAGAGAUUGCAUGGUACAAAGAUGGUUUCCUAAUUAAGGAAAACCACACCUGCUACAAGCAAAAUGACUCUAUUCUCAGCAUCAAUGACAUUAAAGAAAAGGAUGCUGGGAGAUUCACCAUUGCUCUGAGCAAUAAGAAGCAUGGUUUAUAUAAGAACCUCACAUUCACACUGAUUGUCAAUACGAGGCCGCAGAUCUACGAGGAGGAGGUGGCGGCUGUAGAUCUGUAUCCACACCAGCUGGGGGAAGAGCAGCGCCUGACCUGCACUUCAUACGGUGUCCCUGCCCCCCAGAUUUUCUGGAAUUGGCAACCCUGCAAUCCUGAUCCCUCCAAUACUGUAUGUGAAAAGCAGGAGGCACAGCAAGUCCAGGUUUGGACAGGAGGCAGUGAGGAGGACCUGCACAUGACCAACAGGAUUGAGGCUAUUGAGAAUAAAAUUGAAAUCCACAAAGGGAAGAACAAGACUGUGAGCACUUUGGUUGUAGCAGAGGCAAAAGUGUCUGGAACUUAUCAGUGCAUUGCUUUCAACAAAGAAGGCUUUGACAAACGCAAUAUUGAUUUCUAUGUAACAGAUUCCCAGAAGUCUUUUGAAACCAAAUCUCAAACAGCCAUCGAGGGACAUAACGUCAGUCUCACAUGCCUUGCCACAAGGUACAUGUAUAAGGAGCUGAGCUGGCACUACCCCAGCAAUGAGACGGUGGCCGACGUGUCCUUGGAGUAUGGGACAUACUCCAUCAAGCUGUCCUUCGCCUUGAAGAACGUGUCCACUGAGGACGCUGGCCUCUAUGAGUGCAGAGCACACGAUGUGUACCACAACACAACGAUUCGGCAGAAGGCAGAGCUCCUUGUUGUAGAACGCAAGGUCCCUUGGUUACAGCAGAACCUUACAAACCAGGAUGUGAACAGCAGCAGCACGCUGAUUCUAGGGUGCCAUGCCGACGGGGUGCCCACUCCUUACGUCACCUGGUAUAAAAAUGGAGAGCCGGUCCAGCCAGCCCCUGGUAUUACCCUAGGGGCUGAUGGUUUAUUGACCAUCGAAAGGGUGAAGAAAGACGAUGGAGGACUGUACGAGUGCUGGGCGAGCAACGACGAAGGAGAAGUGAAAACAGCUGCCAUCAUCACUGUGCUGGGACUAGAAGAGAAGUCUAACUGGGAGGUAAUUGUCCUGGUUUGUACUGGUCUGGUCGCCACUCUCUUCUGGCUGCUGCUGACCCUGUUCAUCCGCAAACUGAAGAAGCCCAGCUCUGCAGACAUUAAAACCGGCUACCUGUCAAUCAUAAUGGACCCAGACGAAGUGCCUCUGGACGAGCAGUGUGACCGCCUGCCUUACGACAGCAGCAAGUGGGACUUCCCGAGAGACAGGCUGAGGCUGGGUAAAACUCUUGGCCACGGAGCUUUUGGGAAGGUGGUUGAGGCGUCUGCUUUUGGAAUCGAUAAAUUAUCAACCUGCAAGACCGUGGCUGUCAAAAUGUUAAAAGACGGGGCUACAACCAAUGAGUGCAAGGCCCUAAUGUCAGAGCUGAAAAUCCUGAUUCACAUUGGCCAUCACCUGAAUGUAGUGAACCUGCUGGGAGCAUGUACCAAGCCAGGGGGUGCUCUGAUGGUGAUCGUGGAAUUCUGCAAGUAUGGAAACCUGUCUAACUAUCUGAGAAGCAAGAGAAGUGAUUUUGUUGUGUACAAGAGCGAGGAGGGUUCCAGAGGGGAGUCGAGUCCUGACCUGACAGAGCUGAUCAAGAGGAGGCUGGAGAGCGUGGCGAGUACUGGGAGCUCAGCCAGCUCGGGGUUCAUAGAAGAUAAGAGCUACUGUGAUUCAGAGGAAGAGGAGGAAGAUGCUGACGAUUUAUACAAGCGAGCUCUGACCAUGGAAGACCUGAUCUGUUACAGCUUUCAAGUAGCGAAAGGCAUGGAAUUUCUGGCAUCACGGAAAUGUAUCCACCGUGACUUGGCAGCCAGAAAUAUCCUUUUGUCUGAAAACAAUGUUGUGAAGAUAUGUGACUUUGGGCUGGCCAGGGACAUUUACAAAGACCCAGAUUAUGUGCGCAAAGGAGAUGCCAGACUUCCCCUCAAAUGGAUGGCACCUGAAGCUAUUUUUGACAAGAUCUACUCAACGCAGAGUGAUGUGUGGUCAUUCGGUGUGCUCAUGUGGGAGAUAUUUUCUCUCGGUGCCUCCCCCUACCCUGGUCUACACAUUGAUGAGGAGUUCUGCUGCCGACUAAAGGAAGGGACACGGAUGAGAGCUCCUGAGUACGCCUCCUCUGAAAUCUAUCAGACGAUGCUAGAUUGCUGGGAAGGGGAACCUACUGAAAGACCAAACUUCACAGAGCUGGUGGAGCGACUGGGAGACCUGUUACAGGCCAAAGUCCAGCAGGACGGCAAGGAUUACAUUCCAAUAAACACACUGCUGGCCGAGGGACAGGAGACCUCCAGCACCUCUACAGAGGAUGAGACCUCAAGCACAUCUGUGAAUCAGAGACACUCAGGGGGAACAUGGAACACAAAAAUACGUCCCGUCAGUGUGAAGACCUUUGAUAAGGUCCCUGUAGACAACAAAACAAACGGACUGCAGGAGGAGGGAGAGUCGGACAGCGGGAUGGUGCUGGCCUCUGAAGAGAUGAAGAGUGUGAAGAGACUGGAAACGCGAGCCCAGCCCUUAAGCAUAAUGGCUUUAGCAAUGAAAGCAGUGAGCAAAAGUAAAGAAUCAGUGUUGUCCGAUGGGGAGAAGGAGACAAAGUACCUGCAGGAGCCCCUCGAUUUCAACCUGGAGCACUCCGUUCUCCUCCAAAUGGACCCCAACCUGGAAUGCCACAGCCCCCCGCCAGACUACAACUAUGUCGUCCGCUACUCUGCACCGCCAGUGUAGCGCGGUGCCACCACACUCAGUGAAGUCUGUUUGUAAUGUACAGCAUUGCUUCUUACCUCAACUAUGCAAAUGUAACUUUGUGAUUGGAUCAAGCAGGAGCGCACAUUUCUUGGCCACGCUUUACAAGAAUUGGCAGUCUAUAGGAAUGGGGGUCAGUAAAGGGCUGCUCUUGUAAUUAAGCGUGGAACUGAUUAUGAACUGUUUAUUAGGGGAACUCAGAAGGAAACAAUAUUUCAGUUUAUGUGUUACAAGGUAAUUUUUUUGUUGUUGUUGUUUUUUUUUUUAAAUACCCUCCAAGUGCUGAAUACUAAUUUCAAAGUCAGAAAACUUUCUCUUGUUAUUUAUAAUGUAUAUGGGUAUCAAACAAAAGCAGCUUUUCUUUGGUCGGGAUAUUUCCAUUUUCUUCUGGAUCAAAAUAAGUCAGCUGCUAAUCUCUUUAGAAAUUCCUUUCUAGAAACUGUGGGUGCAUUUUCAAUUCACGUUCCCAAGAAGCAGUAAGAUCACAAAGAAAAAAAAAAUUCUGAUGAAGUACGUUUCUCAGGUAAACCUGUUUAUUGUGAACAGUUCUUAUGGUUAUUGCUUAGCGUACCUGCUCUGAUGACGAAAGCGAAGCAGCGCAGUGUCAGCAAAGAACAGUCACACACUGUGUCAGAAUAGCUCUUUAAAUCACACAGGAUGACCAGCCGUCUUUUUAUUAGCAAACAUGCUAAGCUGUGGAGAGAACGACCACAAGAGCCCUUAAUUCAAUACAGAUAUAUACUAACACAGGCCAGGAAGUUGUUGUAGACGUUUUUGUUUUGUUUUUAUUAUUAUUGAAUCUUCUCCCCUGUUAGUGGACCAAAGACUUUAUCAAAAACACCAAGCUCGUUCCCUUCCUGAAAUACUGCAGCUGAGCAAUUGUAAAGCAAAAGACAACAGUCUCAAAUUUGCAUGUCAGUCCGAAUGCAGUGCCUUCUUUUGACAGAAUAAAAAGCCAAUCAGAAUAUGUCAUCAGCUUUUCAUAAUGCAUGGUUUGCCUGGGAGAGUAACCUGGGCACCAGGAAUGUUAGACAAUGGCAUUUUGUUCUAAAAAUAGCCAAAGUUAAUUCUUUACACAGGGAGAACAAAGAUUGUCUUCGUGGUAUAGGAAAAAAGACAACCCACUCCAUUUGUAAGGAAAUUAAUGUUCUAGUUCAGAACAGAAAAAAAAAACAAACAGCCAAUUUGUACAUUAUAAGGGUCAUUAAGACCAAUAUCAUUUCCAACUGUGUUUGCAGUUCACUUUGCCCUGUUGCCUAAAAUAGGAUUUUAAAUUCUAAAUCCAUUCUAAAUGAAUACCAUUCCAAAUUCUAAAUGGGGUUUGUUAACCCUACAGUACCCUCUAAGUACUGCACUAAAUGUCAUGUUUCUUGCCUAUAUAAAAAAAAACAAAUGGCAAUACAGAAUCUGUAUCAGCAAGCGUUGAAUGGAGCAAUGGAGUUAAGGGAUGCAGUACUGCUGUGAGGCCUGCAUGUUGCCUAUUAAAAUACUAACACGUUCAAUAUUUCUCAUGGGGAAAAAAAAAAUAUAUAUAUAUAUAUAUAUAUAUAUAUAUAUAUAUAUAUAUAUAUAUAUAUAUAUAUAUAUAUUACAUUUUAUAAUGUAUAUGCUGUUGUACACAAUAUUCUGUAGGAACCAUAUAGUAAUUCUUUAUUGUUUACAAGAAUGUUUAUAAUUAAAGUGCCUCUGUCGCAUUGUUAUGUACUAAAUAUGUUACUAAUGCUUGCAGGACAGGCUAGAGUUUGUAUAUACUGCCUGACAUACAGUUAGCUUUCUGGUGUGUUAGCCUGGGUUUUAUUAAAGGGCUGGUCAUUAACAUGGUAUGAACAGCAGGAAAGGGACUUUAACAUGACUGUUUUAAGGCAAAUGACACGCUUCAACUCUUGAACGAUCUCUGACUUUCAGCUUCACCAGCGUGAGUGGCAAGCUCUUUGAUAUUUUUUUAAUAGCCAAUAGCAGUGUUCUGCCUUGUGUUUUUGUGUGAAUUCAAGUGGAAGGCUAAAGGCCUGUUUGUAAGCACUGAUGUCGUCUGUCUUUCAUAUGUACUCCAAAAAUGUAUUUGUAUUAACCUCCCAAAAAAAACCACAAAAUAAAGAUUUCUAUAUUUA
Molecule: messenger RNA, 6538 nt
Organism: Polyodon spathula (Mississippi paddlefish)
Lineage: Eukaryota; Metazoa; Chordata; Actinopteri; Acipenseriformes; Polyodontidae
Gene: kdrl
Product: kinase insert domain receptor like
Exons: 30
Coding region: 495-4412 (1305 amino acids)
Biological process (GO): positive regulation of kinase activity; multicellular organism development; protein phosphorylation
Cellular component (GO): signaling receptor complex
Molecular function (GO): transmembrane receptor protein tyrosine kinase activity; ATP binding
Source: RefSeq, a predicted model, not a curated record